Phoenix dactylifera (date palm) is the source of this 1280-nucleotide messenger RNA. RefSeq lists its product as uncharacterized. NCBI's taxonomy places the organism in Eukaryota, Viridiplantae, Streptophyta, Magnoliopsida, Arecales, Arecaceae. The record is from RefSeq and is a predicted model, not a curated record.
GCUCCGCGAAUCUUGAUGGGUGAUGGGAGUCACGGGAUUGGGCGGUUGCGCACCGAGUCGAACGGGGACCGAAACAAAAGCCCCUUGAGGCCUUUCCGGAGUCCGAUUCCGUGCGUCAGGAGCAUCGGCUCGUUUCCACGGAAGAAGAGAGGCGCCCCUGGCCCUCUGGUUCCCAUCAGAGCGCACGGCGAGAAGGCCAAGAAGCCAGAGCUCGCGAUUCCGAUGGCCGCCGAGACGGAGGAGGAUCUGCUCCUCAAAAGCUUUCUGGCUGAGGUCAGCGAAGUCGAGAGAGACAACGAGGUCGUCAGGAUACUUUCAUGCUUCAAGUUGAAUCCUUUUGAGCAUCUCAACUUACCUUUUGAUUCAUCAACCAAUGAUGUGAAGAAGCGAUAUCGAAAGUUGUCUUUGCUGGUUCACCCUGACAAGUGCAAGCAUCCACAAGCAAAGGAGGCUUUUUCAGCAUUGGCAAAAGCCCAGCAGUUACUACUCGAUCCGCAGGAAAGGGAAUACCUUCUUACUCAAAUAAAUGCUGCAAAAGAAGAGCUAAGGAUGCGGAGGAAGAAACAGUUGAAGAAAGACAGUGCUUCUAAAAUAAAAGCACUAGUUGAUGAGGGAAAAUGUGAGCAGCAGUUUGAGCAAUCAGAAGAAUUCCAGCAGCAAUUGAAAAUGAAAGUGCGUGAAAUUUUAACUCAGCAAGAGUGGCGUCGGAGGAAAAUGCAAAUGAGGAUAUCGGAAGAGGAAGGAAGACUGAAGAAGGAUGAAGAAGAGACUAAGGAAAUGUGGAAAAGGAAGCGUGAGCAUGAGGAACAGUGGGAAGAAACAAGAGAUCAGCGAGUUUCCAGCUGGAGAGAUUUCAUGAAGACUGGAAAGAAGGGUAAAAAGGGAGAGACCCGACCACCAAAGCUCAAAACAGAAGAUCCCAACAGAUCUUACGUGCAAAGGCCGGUAAAGCGAGUGUGAAUCGCAACGAAGAUUGCUGCACCUUAAAGUAAAGUGGACAAACAGAUUUGACUCCCUUAAGCGUAUCUUGAAUCCCAGGGAUUCCAUGUUUCUCCUGGUCAUGCGCUGGAGCAAAGCUCUUAUCCUCCUUUCCUGCUUUUCUUUGGUUUUUCACUUAUCUACAAGGAGGUUAUGUUUUCAAGUGAUUUAAAUUUUUAUGUAACUUCAAAAACAAUUGGUAUGAGGACAAGGAAUUCUACGUUUCUUUAGGAGGGAGAAAAAAAAAAGAAAAGGAACAGAGGGAGAUCCACCUGCAAUAUAGUCAACCAGAUUCACUAUCA